Molecule: messenger RNA, 1069 nt
Organism: Mangifera indica (mango)
Lineage: Eukaryota; Viridiplantae; Streptophyta; Magnoliopsida; Sapindales; Anacardiaceae
Product: probable xyloglucan endotransglucosylase/hydrolase protein 23
Exons: 3
Coding region: 39-929 (296 amino acids)
Biological process (GO): xyloglucan metabolic process; cell wall biogenesis
Cellular component (GO): cell wall; apoplast
Molecular function (GO): xyloglucan:xyloglucosyl transferase activity; hydrolase activity, hydrolyzing O-glycosyl compounds
Source: RefSeq, a predicted model, not a curated record
ACUAAAUCGAAGUAAAUAAACAACGUUUGCUGAAGUCAAUGGCUUGCUAUUAUUCUUCUUAUCCAUAUGUUUCAGUGCCCAUUUUGAUGUUCUAUCUUUUGGCUCCCAGCUCUUUUCUUGUUGCAUUCGGUAAUUUUUACCAGGAUGUUGAUGUCACUCGGGGAGAUGGCCGUGCAAAGGUUCUGAACAAUGGCGAGCUUCUCACUCUUUCUCUUGACAAAGCGUCUGGCUCCGGAUUCCUAUCCAAAAAUGGGUAUCUCUAUGGAAAGAUUGAUAUGCAGCUGAAGCUUGUUCCAAACAACUCUGCUGGCGCUGGCACUGUCACAGCAUACUAUUUAAAAUCACCAGGAUCAUCCUGGGAUGAGAUAGACUUUGAAUUCCUGGGAAAUUUGAGUGGUGAUCCUUACAUUCUUCACACCAAUGUGUACACUCAAGGCAAAGGUGACAGAGAGCAGCAAUUCUACCUCUGGUUUGAUCCCACUGCUGAUUUUCACUCCUAUUCAAUCCUCUGGAAUCCAGGCCACAUUGUCUUCUAUGUUGAUGGCAGACCAAUCAGGGAGUUCAAGAACCUUGAAUCAAUGGGAGUUCCCUACCCGAAGAACCAGCCAAUGAGAAUGUAUUGCAGUCUCUGGGAUGCUGAUGACUGGGCGACAAGAGGGGGAUUGGUGAAGACAGACUGGUCACAGGCACCCUUUACAGCUUCCUUCAGGAACUUCAAUGCCGAGAAUGCUUGCGUCUGGGCUAAUGGAGCGUCUUCUUGCAGUUCAAACUCCAGUGGGAAUCCAUGGUUCUCUCAGGAACUUGAUUCUGCAAGUCAAAAGACGCUCAAAUGGGUGCAGAAAAAAUUCAUGGUUUACAAUUACUGCACUGACACCAGGCGGUUCCCUCUUGGCCUCCCUCAGGAAUGCAAAGUUACAGCCAAGAAGUAGGACAACAACUUCUUUUUAAGCCAUGCUAUGCUUAAUAUUUGCUUCAGAAAUUUACUUUGUUAUCUUUUCAUUUAAGCAUCAUUCUUACAAGUCUGAUGUAUUUAAAUAAUUAUUUUAAGUAAUAACCUGUUUGAUUUGCA